UUUUUCCAAAAUGGCUAUAAAUGCGCAUCACUGCUUUGUGCCCAGUCUGCAAUCCCGUGAACUGGGAAUCCUUUCGUCGAGGAAUUUCACAAGAAAUACUUCUGGUUCUUGCGGACUUGUAAAACGAAUGACUUUACACAAUAAACUGGAACACCAUGACGGAUGUGUGAAUACUCUUCAUUUCAACACGACGGGAGAGCUUCUCGCUUCUGGAAGUGAUGAUCUAGAUAUUGUUAUAUGGGACUGGGCGAAAGGAAAGAAAAAACUUGCCUAUGAAAGUGGCCACUCGAGCAAUGUUUUUCAGGUAAUAAAAAGAACUCAUAAAGGAAACAUAAUAUGCAAAGGAUAAGAUCAAUGAAUACAGUCAUUUAACAUUAACACGUCUAUGACUGUCCUGAACAAGGUUAUCACUCAAAAAGAUGUUUGUUAUUUGAUUUUCUUACUAUUUUUUGCAGGCAAAGUUUAUGCCAUAUACUGGUGAUAAUACAAUAGUGAGUUGUGCUAGAGAUGGAAAGGUAUCAGAAAAUUAGUUUAUUUAUUAGUUCUGUUUAAUACUUGUUUAUCAUGUAACCCAGUCAAUCAGCUGAUCAAAAGCAUUCAUCGUUCUAGUUUAUCUCGCACUCUCCAUUGGAAGAAUGUUAAUUUGUUUACUGUUGGCCUCAUUAAACAAUGUAAGCUUGGAAUGAGGAAACAAAAAUAGUUAAAACUAACAAGUAUGUCUCCUCAUGGGCCCAAAAAAUCUAUAUACUGAGCAUCAAACACAGUUUGCCUUGCUACUUUAAUUUGCAUGCUCUUGAAUGGAUUCAUUUGUUUAUGUGUUUGAUGUUACACAACAUCAUGAGAUAUUUUAUUACGGGUGAGAAAGAUGAAAUGUUUAUCGUGUAGCAGAAUCCUUCCUGCCUCACAAACCAGCUUCAGCUUCCACCUGAAAAUUACAAUUAAAUUUUAUUAUAACAAUAAUAUUAUUUUUUAAGGUUCAACUUAAGCGAUCUCUGACAGACCUUCCCACCCACAGGAAGAGAAAAUCUAGAGAUUUUGAAAAUAAAUGAACCGAAAAAGUGGAGAUUCGUAUAAUAGGCCUUUUGCAUUUGUUAAUCAUGUGAUCAACUUUCGGUGAACACGAAAACAGUUCGCUUUUGAAAAAUUUUGCUAGCACAAGCUGAAAGAGCGCAUUAAAAUUAGGUAACCUGUACAUUUUCAACCGUAUAUCUCAAAAGUAGCAAUUGCAACGGCCGCCUAAAAUUAAAAGGUUUUGUAUGAGAUAAACAACUCUUGCCACUCAGUCAUGCUUGACAAGGGCGGAUCCAGGAUGUUUUUAAGGAGGGGCUGCACUCGUCUCUUGCUCUACUUCAACACCAAUAAACCACAUAGUUUUUUUUUUUUUUGCAGAAUACCAGUUGUCUUAGAAAACCGCAGGUCAUCUCGGGGAGGGGGGGUGUGCACCCCCUGCUCCCUCCCCCUAGAUCUGCCCCUGCUUGAAUGGUUUUCCAUACAAAUCCUUGUAAAUGCUGAAAUUUUUAAACUGUUGUUAAAUCUUUUCCUUACACAUUUAAGGGCUCAAAUUGCCUGUUAUGAAUUAAAAGAAGAUUUGAGCCCCGUAAUGCUUAUGGAAAUAUUUCAUGAUAGUUUGAAAAUUUCGAAAUUUUCCAGGAUGUGUAUGGAAAACCUAGCAGUCAGUUUCAGAUAUGAGAGAUAACAUAAGUAAAUGAACAUGAAUGAACAUUUACCAUUAUAAAGGCUUUGUUCUAAACUUAACCAACUUACUAGUUCUAAGACUGUAAGGUGUGGCGCGGUGUUUAACCCUUUAAGCCCCAGUAUCCACAUACAAAUUCUCCAAACUGGUCUCUGUUCAUUUCCUUAAAGUAUAAGUUGAGAGAACUUGAUAAAAGAUCUAGAAAUUUUUCCUUUGGUGAUCAUUUUAUAAAUUCUCAUGACUGUAUCUCUUGACAGUGUAUGGAUAUCAUUAGGAGAAAAUUGCUGUUGAUCACUACUGUGACUCAGAGGGUUAACUAGAUUACCUACUGUAUAUGUUACAGGUCAAAUUUGAUCUCAGGUUGAUUUCUCAGUUUCCUUUUUCCUCUAGCCAUAGCAGACAAAGGAAAUCAAGAAUAUCAACCAACGUUAAAAAUUUUUAACCUGAGAAAAAUUUGACCUGUAACAUAUACAACAGUGUCCAUUUUCCUUAAAACAUUUUUAAAAUAUUAUCAAAGAUUGUUCUAUACGUCUACGUUCAAGUGAAUUCACAUCCACGAUCUUAAGAAGAGACUCGUAAUCAGAAUUUUUCCCCAUGUUCAUUAUUGUUCAUAACUCGUAAAUGAAUAGCAUCUCAUAAUUUCUUUUUGAGUGUCUUGUUUUGUUAUCCGAUAAGUAACGAAUUACAAUAUUCAAAAUGCGACAAUACAAAGCUCUUGUAAAGGAUCAAUAAAGUAUCUGCUGGAACUAAGCACUUAAGGUGUCGAUGUGGCAGUUAUCUUAGUUAGCGUAUGCUUUCUUUAUAUAAGCGAUAUAUUUAUAUGUUGUUUGAAAGAUGAUUAUUGUCCAGGUUCUCAUAAAGAUUAAAAUUUGCCCAUUUUCAACAUCAAUCACCUUUUUUAAAGGUUAGAGUUGGUUUUCUCCAUCCCUCAUCAAGUGAAGGUUGUAAAAACACAAGAUGUCUAGCUCAACAUAAAGGUGCCGCCCAUAAGGUGAGUUCUGGUCAAUAUGCACUGAUAAAUACAUCACACAGACGUUGUUAGGGCUUUGUUUUUAAGGGGGUGCUUCACAUGCAAUUGAAAACAAUUUUCUAUAUUAUUAUUAUUUUUAAUGCAGCUAUGUAUCGAGCCAGGUUCACAUUGUGAAUUUCUGACAUGUGGAGAAGAUGGUGUGGUUUUUCAUGCUGAUCUGAGGGAGGAAAAAGCACGGAAGUAAGAUCAAAUAAUUUAUAUUAAUUAUGGUUUUAUAUGCUCCCGAAUUUCUUUGAGUCCUUUUUUUGCAAGAAAUAUAAAGCCAUGGUAUGAUUAAGCCAUAUUUUGAGCAAAACCAUGACCUGUAGAUUUCAUUGUAAGAUAGACUUUUAUAACUCUAUAUACCACAUGAGGCUUACAUGUUAUAUGCUUGUCUUAAUGAAGUUUUGGCAUUUUUUUUCCAGUCACAGACUGUUGUGUUUAGGCAGUAAAAAUGUGCCUAUCUUGGAGUAAACCAUACUACGUGCACCAGCACUCUGCUAUGUCUCUCACUCAUGUAAAUCACUCUCUGAUCAUAAAAGUUAGUUUAUCUAUUUUGACCUUUUGCCUCAUAGGCUUUUUUGCUGUCGAGUUGAGGAACACAGAAGAGUACCGCUGUAUACAAUCUUUAUCAAUCCUCUAAAUAUCUAUGAGUUUGCAGUAGGUGGAAGAGACCAGUUUGCAAGGUGAUGAAAUAUUACCUAAGUUUUAAUCUUUCUCAGCAAUAAUAUUGUACUGUAUUUUCUUAAUUUUUUUUUGUUGUGGCUAAAACUUCAUGAGGGUUAAAUCUACAGCACAUACAUCUAAGAAGGAAAUGCGUUAUUAACCAUAGUAUUGUACUGUGUGACUCCUCCAUGGUAACAAGAGCAAUCCAUCAUUAUAAAGCUCAAGGGAAUCGUGAAUAAAAAAUGUAUUGACAAGUUAUAUUCCUAUGCUGUUGAAGGAACUUGUCUUACUCUUAGCUCAAUUCUGAAGAAGUAAUGCAUAUACGGGUAAAUAAAUUUGUGGGCACAAAUUAAUUUUCCAAUAUUUUUUCUUUAAUAACUGUUUGCAGAAUAUAUGACAGAAGAAAACUCCCAGAGGUAUGAGAAUAUUUGUUACACUUGGUUUAUCCACUAAGUUUAGUGUAUGCAUGGCAUAAGACGCAAAUAAUAAAUUUUUGUUCACCCUUUAAGUCCCAAUAUCCACAUACAAAUUCUCCAAACUGGUCUCCAUACAUUUCCUUGAAGAAUUAUGUGAGAGAAUUUGGUAAAAGAUUAAAUAUUUUUCUCUUUGUGAUCAUUUUGUUAAUUCUCAUAGACUUUGCUCAUGAUAGUCUAUGGAAAUCGUUAGGAGAAAAUUGAUCUUGAGCACUAUUGGGAGUUAAAGGGUUAAUGCUUGAUAUAAAUUUGAAAUUCCCUCUUUGUUUCACAGGCAAAUGUGGAACAAUUCUGAAAGAGAAUCUUCAUCAAAAUGAUUAUACAGUCUAACCCUGCAUUACGGGCACCCACUUCAAUAUGGACACCUUGUCACUAUGGGCAGUUGUCUUUGUCCCUGGGGAAAACCCUUACAUUUUCUGUAAAUUUAACUCACUUAAUAUGGACACCCAUUAAUGCAGACAACAGACACUUGUUUCUUGCCCAAUCAACAGAAUCUCCUAGAAAGUCAACAUCAGUAAUGCGGACACCCGUCAACUGUUUGCUGAAAUAGACCUUUCCUUUUUGAAAGUAAACAAAAAACCUUCAGUUGACAGCAUCUCAUUGUUCCCAGCGCUACACUAAGCCAGAUAGGAUGAUUUGUAGAUGUCAAUUUCCAAAUAUUUUGGCAUCAAACCAGCUAUGUAGAGAAGACACAGUUUUGAUUAAGUUAUGAAUGGGUUAUUCCAGAAAAAAUCCACACCCCCCCGACGGAUGGGGUCCUUUUUUAACCCCCCCUCUCACCUGGAUUUCCUGAAGCACAAGACCCCCCCUCCCAACUGGAUUUCCAAGGUGGAAGACCCCCGCUCCCGCCUGGAUUUCCGGGAAAAAAUAAAAGGCUUAAAUUUAAUUUAUUUUUAAUGGAAAAUACACGCAAACACGUCGAAAUGUUUUUGUUUUAAUUUCUAAAGCUUCUGCUUAUAUUAAGAGACUGAUUUUUAUAGUAACACUAUUUUAUACAUGUUUGUUGCACCAUAUAUUUGCAAAUAAACUCGUUCUUGUCGUUAAAUGUUCACUUUUUUUCUGGUAAAGGUAAAUAUGAAAUAAAUUGUGGCUGUAAGUAAUAAGCAUCUGUUAAAGCAGAAGCUAGUACGGCAGCAGAGGUCUCGGAGGGGUCAAAUACACAAACCUGAGGGAAAUUAUUUAGCCAGAAAAACAAACCUUGCAACAAAGACACUGGAAUUUGACGUUUUUCUUUCAAGGACUUUUUAAAUAUUUGAAAAAGAGGCAAACUAGGCUGAUAAUUUAAAAAGUAAACCUUAAAAAAUACAAAGUGCGAAUGCGUGAACAUGAAUCAGUUGUUUUUUUUAUUUUUAUUUACACCAAACAACCGAGAUUUCAAAGUUAUACACUGUGGCGCGCAGGCUCUGGGUACGAGUAGAAAUGUGUCAGGCGUUUCACGCUCUUCGCGCGCGGGCUCUGGGUAUGAGUAGAAAUGUGUCAGACGUUUGACGCUCUUCGUGACAACAACGUUGCGACGAGUUCCUUCAGGCCCGUUCUUUAGUAUCUUGUUCGCGUUUUCUGCUAUAAAAGGACCUGUAAAGCAACUUAGAUUAUCAUUUAUGUCAGGUGAGAAAUAUAUGAACAAAACAUUUUGACUAUUUUCAGGGUCUGAAAGCGCUUAAGUGUCAUCGAACUAAACGUUUGAUUUGUAUCAACUAUCGGUCGAAAUGACCCCUGCAGAAGACUUUUUUAAGGUCAACCCCCCCUCCCGCCUGGAUUUCCGGAGUCUUCGACCCCCCCUCCCGCGAGAAUUUCCAGAAUCCCAUCCGUCGGGGGGGUGUGGAUUUUUUCUGGAACAACCCAAUUAAUAAAAUGAUCAACAAUGAGAACAUCUGUUGAUCUUUUAUCAAAUUCUCUCAACACAUUCUUUAUGGAAAUGUAUAGAGAUCAGUUUGGAGAAUUUGUAUGUGGAUAUUGGGGCUUAAAGGGUUAAGUGGGUCAUGUGAUUAAAGCCAAAAAUCACCUUUAAUUAGAACAAAAAAUCUAAAGAAAUAAAAGAGGACAUAACCAUUGUCAAAUUAAAUACCUCUAACCUUCACAAAGCCAUCAUUUGGUGGACUAAAUGCAUGAAAAACUCAAAAAUCACUUAUCUAUUGGGUUGUUCCAGAAAAAAUCCACACCCCCCCGACGGAUGGGAUUCUGGAAAUUCUCGCGAGAGGGGGGGUCGAAGACUCCGGAAAUCCAGGCGGGAGGGGGGGUUGACCUUAAAAAAGUCUUCUGCAGGGGUCAUUUCGACCGAUAGUUGAUACAAAUCAAACGUUUAGUUCGAUGACACUUAAGCGCUUUCAGACCCUGAAAAUAGUCAAAAUGUUUUGUUCAUAUAUUUCUCACCUGACAUAAAUGAUAAUCUAAGUUGCUUUACAGGUCCUUUUAUAGCAGAAAACGCGAACAAGAUACUAAAGAACGGGCCUGAAGGAACUCGUCGCAACGUUGUUGUCACGAAGAGCGUCAAACGCCUGACACAUUUCUACUCGUACCCAGAGCCCGCGCGCGAAGAGCGUGAAACGCCUGACACAUUUCUACUCGUACCCAGAGCCUGCGCGCCACAGUGUAUAACUUUGAAAUCUCGGUUGUUUGGUGUAAAUAAAAAUAAAAAAAACAACUGAUUCACGUUCACGCAUUCGCACUUUGUAUUUUUUAAGGUUUACUUUUUAAAUUAUCAGCCUAGUUUGCCUCUUUUUCAAAUAUUUAAAAAGUCCUUGAAAGAAAAACGUCAAAUUCCAGUGUCUUUGUUGCAAGGCUUGUUUUUCUGGCUAAAUAAUUUCCCUCAGGUUUGUGUAUUUGACCCCUCCGAGACCUCUGCUGCCGUACUAGCUUCUGCUUUAACAGAUGCUUAUUACUUACAGCCACAAUUUAUUUCAUAUUUACCUUUACCAGAAAAAAAGUGAACAUUUAACGACAAGAACGAGUUUAUUUGCAAAUAUAUGGUGCAACAAACAUGUAUAAAAUAGUGUUACUAUAAAAAUCAGUCUCUUAAUAUAAGCAGAAGCUUUAGAAAUUAAAACAAAAACAUUUAGACGUGUUUGCGUGUAUUUUCCAUUAAAAAUAAAUUAAAUUUAAGCCUUUUAUUUUUUUCCCGGAAAUCCAGGCGGGAGGGGGGAUCUUCCACCUUGGAAAUCCAGUUGGGAGGGGGAGUCUUGUGCUUCGGGAAAUCCAGGUGAGAGGGGGGGUUAAAAAAGGACCCCAUCCGUCGGGGGGGUGUGGAUUUUUUCUGGAAUAACCCAUUCUCAUAACCUAGUCUCUUGACAAAUUAUAGAUAUCGUUAGGAGAAAAUUGAUGUUGGUCACCAUUGGCACUUAAAGGGUUAAUACAGACACUGUCUUAUCUAUGGCCCCUUCACUGUCCAUAUUAAUGGGAUUUGUCUCUAGUUUGUUGUGAGUCACCUUUGGCUCUUAUUCAUAUACCCCUCCAAUUUAACUCUAUUUCAGUCUUUUAUUGUCAGAUUAGAUUGUCUGGAGAAAGAUAAUGCAGUUCUAACAUGUAGGCUUCUUAGGCUUUUUUAAGAAUUUAAAUUGUUUACACUGAAUGCAUCGAUGUUGUUUGUAACAGGACAACAAGGCUGAUGUUUCACCAGUGAAAAAGUACUGUCCUCAUCACUUGGUAUGUGUUUUAUAAAAGAAAUAAUUUUGUCUCUUUCUGUUUCAGUGUGCAUUUCACUGUUGCUUGUUGUCCAUAUUUUUUAUGCUGUUAGCCCAGUUUAACUCAUUCUAUUAACCACCUGUUUGGGAAGGGAGUUGUGUCCCCCUUCCCCCCUCCUCCCUCUUCCCACUCCCCACCCACCCCCUGUCCUAUGCAUUUGAUGGGUAUAAUUCUCCCCUUUUUGGGGUAGUUUUCUCUUCUGGUGCACUUGUGGCUUGUGGACUUUUCUCUUGAUAAAUAUUCUUUAUUAUAUUUUUCAUUCAAUUUUAAACAUUUUUGUUUAGAUGGAGAGCAAUGACAUCUUUGCAAACAUCACUUGCUUAGUUUAUUCUUACGAUGGGACAGGUAACUUAAUGUUCAAUAAUAUUGCCUAUGUUACAGGUCAAGUUUGAUUUCAGGUUAAUUUUGAUUUAACCUUGGUUGAUUCUCAAUUUCCUUUAUCUCCUAGCCCUAACUCAUGAAUAAUUAGGGCUGCGAGACAAAGCAAGUUGAGAAUUAACUUAUAGGUUAAAAAAACUUUAACCUGAAUUCAAUUUUAACCUUUAGCACCUACAUUUUUGUGAAAGCUGCCAACAAAGGCGCCUUUGAUGAGUUUAAGCUGUUAAAAUAUUACUUUAAAAGAGUUUUAAUAUGUCGCUGAUGUUGGAGAGAUACAAAUCAACAGGUCACAAAAUUUUACAAGUACUCAUUUCUUGACAGAGCUCCUGGUCAGCUAUAAUGAUGAAAACAUCUAUUUGUUUGAUUCAUACUCAAGGUAGGUAACCCUAUGUCACCUAGUAGAUUCUUGUUUCUUUGAUGCAAAUAUUAAUUUAAAGCACUCAAACUUUGGGGAGAAAUAUUGUUAAAUGUCAAUGUGAUAUACCAUUGGAGAUCACACAUGCAUUCCUAGAUAUCAUUAAAUAUUUUUUUCUUGAAUUGAUUAAGCUUAAGUAUAGUUAACACUCUUUUUUAUAAAUGCCUCAGUCUUUGAAUAUACUCACUCAUUAUUUUACAAACAGUCUCAGAAAAUACAUGUUUCAAAGAUGCCAGACUCCUCAAAUAUGAUAUCUGCCUUGGUUUAUCCUCUAUACAUCUUCACCCUGGGUCAGGUGUCAGGUGUAUUCCAUCAGUACAAAAUGCAGACUGCAGACUCUUGCAGACCAUUGUUUUCACCAUGGAAAUGAGAACAAGACAACAAUGGUCCCAUUGCUUUCUAACCCUGAAAACAAUGGUCUGCAGUCAGUCUGCAGUCUCCAUUUUGUACUGUCGAGUCUCAUAUUAUUUUAACGAUAACUAGGACAAAAGUUUUUCUGAGUGUUAAACACUUGUCUGGUAAAUAGAGUUCUGUCAUCCAUCAUGUCUUGAAAUCUAUCUAAAUUAAGACAAAUGUUUCUUUUGACUUUUCUCUUUACUAGCUCGGAAGCAGAGUUCAUUAAAACUUACAAAGGUCACAGGAACAAUGCCACAGGUAUACCUUUGUGAUUUAUUUUUACCUGUAAAACUGUUCUUUGUAAACUGUAAAACCCAGAAAAUUCCCCCAUAGACCAUAGCUCUCCUGUAAAGUGAUUUUCUAUCGCACAGGCUACUCCCCUCCUCUCCCCUAGAAAGUUUUUAUACCAAAAUCUUUCCGCCAAGAAAAAUCCCACAGUUUGGCCAAAUUUUUUAUCCCUAAAUCCCUAAAUAAAAAUUUUAAGUCAAAAUAGUUAUUCGUGCCUGCCUGUUACUAAAGGAACAAUCAAUUUAUAGGGUUAUAUGGGUUUAAACUAGCAUGCUGGCAAUAUUAAUUUUAUCUUCCAACUAGAGAGGUAAAUAAUUGGAUUAUUAGAUGUUCAAGUUGUUUUAGUAAUAAGCUGUUGUCAUUUCCAGUCAAGGGUGUCAACUUUUAUGGUCCUCAAAGUGAGUUUAUAGUCAGUGGAAGUGACUGUGGCCAUAUCUUCCUUUGGGACAAACAGACUCAAGACGUUGUACAGUUUCUCGAAGGAGACUCCACAGGGGUGGUAAGUAUCCUACCAUGAAGCUGGGGAUAAACAUCAGGUUACACUGCAAAAAAGUUGUUCACCCUCUAAUCUCUGUGUGUUCAAGAUUGAAUUAGAAUUUAGAAAUGUUGGUCUUUAAGGAGGGGGUAAAAACCAGAGAACCCAGAAAAAAACCUCACAGUUGGAAAGGGGGGUGGGGUGAGGCAUUGACACUGGGAUUUAAACUUGUGCCACUUUGGUGGGAGGCGAGUGCUGUUGCCUCUGCACUAUAAUGCCCUUGCACCCUUUAUACAUUGAUAGAUCACAUUAACAGCAAUUGCCAAAUUCAGGUUAACAAUAUUACUCAAAUUAGAAAAUGGGCUGGUAAAAACUGUGCCAAAUAAUAUGAACCUGAUAUGAAACAAUUUAUUUUUGUGUAGAGAUAAUAAAUAGUAAAUGAAAAGUAAAGAGAAAACUUUGUCAUGAGGUACAGAUUGCUGUUUUCCAUAAAUCUAGGCCUCUUGGAUAACUGUAAAAAAUUGUUUUUUUUCCUAGGUGAACUGCUUAGAGCCCCACCCAAAUGCACCCAUCCUGGCUACAAGUGGUCUUGAUCAUGACAUCAAGCUUUGGGUUCCAACUGCAAAAGAGCCAACAUCUUUAGAUGGACUCAAAAAUGUGAGUGCAGUAGCUUUUAUCAGCACAUGCAAACCUCUUAAAUAGUAUUUGUAUUAUACAUAUAUUUUAUGUAUUUUGGUGGAGGUAUAGCCUGCAAAAGCAGACUUAUUUCCAUUCUUCGCCUCUCUCCAUCAAAACAGUUACUUUUCUCAUGGAGAGAGGCCAUGACGCGAAAUACAUCUGCAUUUGUAGGCUAGUCAAGGUAUGACACUGGAGGUCUAAGUCCGUUUACCUACACUACCCUGUCCAGUUACUUAAAUGCCCUCUGGUCCAGGGUUAGAAAAUUCAUUGACAACUGGGUCUGGUAAUGUUGUUGUUUUUCUGGGGUUAUUAUCUUGAUGUCAGAGCAAAUAACUGGCUGAUUUCUCUCACAUAACGAUUUUCGCAGAGAUCUCUCUUCAAAUGGCUGGUUUGUCAUUGCAGGUGAUUAAAGAGAAUGAUCGUGAUCGAGAAGACGAACGGCUUCGUCCUCAUGACCCGAUCAGUGAACACCUCCUGUGGCUUAUGAUGCAUCACAUUAGAAGAAGACAGGUAUCACUAUCAUACCGGCUAAAUCCACUUGCUUUCCCCUCCCCACUCCCUCCCCCUCCUCCCUUGAGUCUAUGGAUAAAAUCCUAAAGUGUGACCAUUCAAAUGAAAGCUACUGAGCAGUACUUUCCUGUGUUAUUACUUGCCCAUCCUCAUUUGUAAGCUGUUAGAAGUAACCCACUUGUUCUUAAACUUCCCUUUAGUCAAGAGAAGAAAAUGACGAGCGAGACAGUGAUAGUGACGACAUUACAGAUGAUGAUGACGAUGAAGAUGGCGAAUUGGGAAACAGAGUUCAAUGUAGUCCAUCAUAAAUGUAUGCCUAAUAACAUUAAACUUACCACGAUACCUGGGUAUCCUACACCCCUUGUAAAAGAAGUUUCUGCUGGGUGUAAGUAACAGUAACCUUAUACAGAAAAGUCUUAAAUAGUAUUUAUAAGCAUUUGGGUUUAGAUAUUUGAAAGUAUGUUUUGAAAAUAUAUGUUGGUGAAAUUAGGUUUUUGUUAUAUUCUGUUAAUGAAGGUCAUUAAAUUUUCCACUUGCAGGCACAGACUUUGUGAGAUGUUAAAAUUAAAUUUCUCUCUUUAUUCUUAAGAUCAGUGGACUUUGUAAAUAAGCCUUAUUUUGUUUUACAUGUUGUUGUGUACAGAAGACAGAAAAAAACUUUUGAUAAGACUCUUGAGUAAACUUCAACAUUUGAACCACACUUUGACCUUUUCUGGGUGGGAAACGAUAAAAUGAAAAAAGGUUUCUGGCUAUUUGGUAAUCGUUAGUCAUCAGCUUGACCAGUCUGUUUUGUUCUAGAUGCUAAGGUUCACUCGAACUCUCUGGCCAACCUGAUUAUUCUAAUAGACUUUUCAGAACAGUUCUUAUUAGAAAUAUCCAUGUUAUUUGUGAAUUUCACCAGUAACAUACAACUUGCUAGUGUUGGUCCCUACCAUUUUUUAGUCAUUUUCUGUGACUGUUUGUAAAGUGGACAUAGUUGUGCGGAGACAUCUCUCAGAUCCCGGUACUUAGUGCUGGUCCCAGGCCCCAAAAGUCACCUUCUCAGAGCAAGUUGACUGUACAACUUUGUCGCUACAGUCUCACUCUAGCUUGCGAAGAGAGAAGCAAUGACUGGAAAUACGUCUGUGUUUGCAGGCUAGUCUCACUCCUGGGUUGAUGCCCUUUCAGCCUGUCACGUAAUGAUCGUCCUAAACAUUGUGGAAGAAUGCAUGACAAUGCAAAAAGAACAAUCUGCAAAGGAGAGAAUGUCUUGUAUGUUGUGUUUAUGUUACAGGUCAAAAUUAAAUAAUCCUGAGACAUGAAUGGUCUUAGUCUGCUUCACAGCUGUUCUUUGUGUUGUCAUGCAAUGCUUCUGUCUUGUGAUGACACAAAAAACAGCUGUUUGGACCAGGCUCCGCAUUGGGGAAAAAGGAAAAAAAAUCCUAUUUCAACCUGUUUUUUGCCUUUUCCCCCACUGCCGAGCCUGGUCCCAGGCUAGAAUGGUAUCAAAUAAGUCAAAUCUUCCGGUUGGUUUAUGCAUCUUUAAGUUUGGUAAAUAGUAAAUUGGCUUUCAGAUAAUUUUAUAAAGAAUCUUCAUGAACGUUUUUUGUUAAACUUAGCAGGUUAUCAUGUGACUCAACUUAGGACUGACUUUGAAGAACUUUGCAUAAGAUUAACUGUUGA
Molecule: messenger RNA, 12321 nt
Organism: Porites lobata
Lineage: Eukaryota; Metazoa; Cnidaria; Anthozoa; Scleractinia; Poritidae
Source: the annotation of a GenBank genome assembly